This is a messenger RNA of Symsagittifera roscoffensis, 2840 nucleotides long. RefSeq names its product myeloid leukemia factor 2-like. Gene Ontology annotation, cellular component: cytoplasm; nucleus. The transcript has 2 exons. Lineage: Eukaryota; Metazoa; Xenacoelomorpha; Acoela; Convolutidae. Bases 1959 to 2651 code for a protein of 230 amino acids. The record is from RefSeq and is a predicted model, not a curated record. Gene Ontology annotation, biological process: regulation of DNA-templated transcription.
CUGAGUUUAUAAUAUCUGGUAAAAUUUUGUUUUUCAGUGUUGUGUGUUGCUGGUUUUCCUGAAGUGUUUUGCUCUGCUUUGACAUGUGUCAGUAUUUGAUAUUUUUUCUGAAAUCAGAGUUCAGUUUUUUUUUCAAAAGUUAAUGAAGGAAGUUUUAACAAAUUGUUAUCUCGACCGUAUGAGUUUUGAUUACUUUUGAAGUUCAAAAUCAAAUUCAUCUAGAAAAUUGAAGUGAAAUUACGCUCUUUUAUAACCUAAGUGCAGAGCAGUGCUGAAACAAGCGAAAUACUUUGUUUUAAAAAAGGAUCUUAUUUUGAAUACGUACAGGCUUACUGGAUUACAUUCAGGCUGCUUUUUCUAUAUGAUAACUACUUUUCAGUCGUGAAUCGAUCGAUAAAAAAAUUCCGAAAUUGUUUCUCAGCGUCGAAAAUUUUGAUUUUUAAGAGUAAAGAAAGUAGUCUUGGUGAUUCUUUUUUCAGGAAAAAGUCUUAAAAAUGCUCUUAUAACUCUAGAUGUGCAUUCAUACAUAUUAAUGAAUUUUAUGAAAGCUCUUAGGUAUAUAUGCACUUUUUGAGUUCAAUUGAAAUUGAUGUGCUUAUAAUUACUUGAAUAGCACUGUUAAAAUAAGAACGUGGAAAUGCCGCGAAAAAACGUGAACGAUUUUGUUUUGAAAGUGGAAUUUAAUUUUUAGUUUUCCAGCGGAAUAAAAACUUCACCUAAUGAUCCAGUUUUCUCAAGUUGGAUAAAUGAUAUCAAAAAAGCGCCAAUCAUAAUUUUUUGAGCAAAGUCAGUUUUUUUUCUGUUUACUUGCGUUCAUUACUCGUUUUCAAUUGCUAGUUGGCUAUGUUUAGUCAAAUUUGGAACGAAUAACAGGAGCGAAUAACUCCACAUCUAUUUUUUUUGAAAUUUUUUCGGCAAAGUCAGUUUUUUUUCUGUUUGCUUGCGUUCAUUACUCGUUUUAAACUGUUAGUUGGCUAUGUUUAGUCAAAUUUGGAACGAAUAACAGGAGCGAAUAACGCUAAAAGCUCCUAAUAAACAUACGUCAUUUUUUGUCAAAACUUAAAGAAAUAAACAUUUGAGCUGCUGAAAACUAGGGCCUAUUUACUAAGCUCCCCGCAAAAUUGAUAUAUUGAUGAGGUUGCUCACUUGGUCCAAAACUGUUUGUGGGAGCGUAGUAUAACGCUUCCAAAUAGAAAAAAAAACGAUACAAAUUCUAGGUUUUUGCUUCAAAAACAUGUAUAGUCGGAACCGGGUAUUCUAAACACGAAGUCAGUUUUAAUUUUUUUUAUCGGUUGGCAUUGUUAUCAAUUACACCCAAUUAAAGUUUGAAGGCCUAAUUUGGAUACUAUUUCCAGAAGGGGGGAGUUUGGUUACCACGUAUAAAAUUCUCAUAUCCUUAACCGUUGAAUUUCGUUAAUAGGGAUAUUCGUUAAUAAGUACCUGAGGGGGAUACAGUUCGCAUAACUUCUAUGUUGCAGCCUACUCUCUAAAAUCAGUUGGUUUAGCAGAUUGACACCAGGUUACCCCAUAAUGGUUGUUUGAUACUAAGGUAAAACAAUACUUUCUAAUGUUUGGCUGGACUAGUUUCUCAUCGCAUGUAAAUUUCAAGGACAAUGUGGUCAUUCUUCAUUGCACCAAGGAGACGUUUAACGUAAGAGGCUUUGCUUUGUUGAAAAUCAAUCGGCGUGUGCUUUGUUUUAAUCGUAGCACAGUCUACAGAACAUUCUAGAGAGUUCGAUAGUGCAAAGACAAGAACUCAAGCUACCUUGAUUGGCUAUCAAAACAGCAAUAUGCUGUAAUUUAUUUUUAGAAUAAUCUAGAACAUUCAAAAGAAAAGCGAGCGCGGUUGAUGGUAUUAUUUUACACCAUUUUAAUUUUAAUUUUACUUCAACUAGACGUCACUUCAGAUAUCGUUUCUCUCUCUUACUGCAAUUAUUCCAAACACAAGCAGACAACAAAUGGACGACCAUUUCCCAAAUUUCAACGAGGAUCCUUUCUUCCAACCAUUUGGCAAUCAUUUUGGCAGCUUUUUUGGCGCUUUGGAAGGACCUUCCAAUAGGAGACACAGCGAACAGAGUCAUAGGGGAGACAGUUCGGUGGCCAGGCAAAGAGAUAUGUUCAGGGACCCUUUUGCUAAUAUGAACCGGAUGAUGCAGGAAAUGUCUAGAGGGUUCACAGCUGGACCAAUUAUGCCGGAUUGGAACCAAUUGCAACAGUCGGUCGGGCAGGAUAAGCAGUCCUACUCUUAUUCUAGCGUCAUGAGUUUCAGCAACGCGGGCGGACAAGGAGAGCCGAAGUAUUUCGAGGCCACAUCUUCAACUAGGCAAGGACCGGGAGGAGUGAAGGAAACGAGGAAGACGGUGCGAGACUCGGAGUCGGGCUUGAACAAAAUGGCAAUUGGGCAUCACCUUAACGACCGCGGGCAUAUUGUCGAAAGAUCGUUGAACCGACGCACCAAUGAAAGGGAUGAGCGUCAGAAUUUUAUCAACAUGGAUGAAUCGGAAGCAGGGCGCUUCAACGAAGAGUGGGCGAAAGCCACUGCUCAUUUGCGACAGCCCCCAGUGCGAGGUAUUGAAAAUGGAAAUCGCGGUCGACGAAGAAUCGGCCACAGAAACGAGCGCCCUGAUGACGAGCGAGCUAUCGAUUACUAACCAAUGCAAUAAAAGAAUUAUUAGACAUUAAAACUUAUCAGUUGAAUGGCCGACAAAACAUUUUUUUUACAUAGAUGAUUUCUAUUUUUGUAUUGUUAUCUUUAGUUGACCUAACAGUUUUGUUUGUUGAAUCGCUGUGUAUCGUCGUUCUAGUGCAUUCAAUUAUUUAAGGAAAGCAAUAAAUUUGAU